This is a messenger RNA of Lates calcarifer (barramundi perch), 5207 nucleotides long. Its product is annotated as hemicentin-1. The transcript has 19 exons. Gene Ontology annotation, cellular component: external side of plasma membrane. Gene Ontology annotation, biological process: cell surface receptor signaling pathway; negative regulation of T cell proliferation; immune response. The coding region runs from base 187 to 4854 and encodes 1555 amino acids. The record is from RefSeq and is a predicted model, not a curated record. Lineage: Eukaryota; Metazoa; Chordata; Actinopteri; Centropomidae.
CAUGACAGGGUAACCUUUAAUCUUCAAUCCACGGCCAUUUUAUUUUUUCAGUGAGAUCCUAAACUUAGCACAGCCUCUCAGCUGCCACGUUCAAUCUGAAUGUAGUCAAACAGGCUCGGUGUCUCUGUCAUACCUGAGGUGGAUUUACAGUCUUUUCAGAGCUCACAGAGGAAACUCACUAACAGUAUGGCUGCGGACAAGUUUUCAGUGUUUUUGCUGAUCUUGAAGUCUCUGUGGACUUUAAUCAGAGCAGAUGUGGAGGUGUCCUGUAUUUUAUCGGAGAGCUGCAUCUUACCGUGCAACUUCCAUCCUGGUGCUGAGACAAUCAUCCACUGGGUUCAGGUAGCAGAAAACAUUCAGGUUCACUCCUUCUACUACAACAAAGACCAGCUCGGACACCAGAACCAGAACUUCAGAAACAGAACAUCACUGUUCAAGGACCAGAUCUCCAGAGGAAACGCCUCACUCCAGCUGACAGGGGUGGGGGUUCAGGACCAGGACAGAUAUAAAUGCUACACCAGCACCACUGGAAGAAACAAGGAGUCAUUCAUCAACCUGAGAGUGGACGCUCCAGUCAGUAAAGUCAACAUGGAGCAGGUAGGAAACAGGAUCAUCUGCAGCUCAGAGGGGAUCUACCCUAAACCUGAUCUCACCUGGUCCACCAGACCUCCAUCCAACCUGAACCUCCAGAACCAAACCAGCAUCCAGCAGACUGAGCAGCAGCUCUACAACAUCAGUAGUUCUCUGAUACUUUCAGACAGUGAAACUGAUCUGAUCUACAUCUGCACCAUCAGCACUCGAAAAAACUGGAGGAGAGUCAGUUUGUUUAAACCAACUUCCAAAACUACAUCUGACUCUGAAACAACGAUCCCCUGCACUGAGUCCAGGACUAAAACACUAACAGGCCUCGUCUGGAGAUUCAACCACAGUCAGAUCAUCGUGACCAAGUCAGGAGCUAAUGUAAAAUACACAGUGUCAGAGGAGUGGAGGCAGCAGGUGAAGGGUGUGUCAGAGUCAGGCAGCCUCAUGCUACAGGACUUAUCUUCACAUCAUGAGGGAAAAUACAGCUGUGAAGUCAGUGAUGCUGAGGAGACUCUGAUAACCAACACCUUUCUGAGGAGAGAGAAAAGUCAAGACACUGAGGUGUCCUGUGUUUUCAUGGAGAGCUGCAUCUUACCGUGCAGCUUCCAGAGCGGAGCUGAGACAAUCAUCCACUGGAUUCUGGUGACAGCAGGAGACCCUCAUGCCCACUCCUACUACAGCAACCAAGACCAGCUCGGACUCCAGCACCAGCGCUUCAGAGGCAGAACAUCACUGUUCAAGGACCAGAUCUCCAGAGGAAACGCCUCACUCCAGCUGACAGGGGUGGAGGUUCAGGACCAGGACAGAUACAGAUGCUUCACCAGCACCAUGGGAGAAAACAAGGAGUCAUUGAUCAACCUGAGGGUGGACGCUCCAGUCAGUAAAGUCAACAUGGAGCAGGUAGGAAACAGGAUCAUCUGCAGCUCAGAGGGGAUCUACCCUGAACCUGAUCUCACCUGGUCCACCAGACCUCCAUCCAACCUGAACCUCCAGAACCAAACCAGCAUCCAGCAGACUGAGCAGCAGCUCUACAACAUCAGUAGUUCUCUGAUACUUUCAGACAGUGAAACUGAUCUGAGCUACAUCUGCACCAUCAGCACUCGAAAAAACUGGAGGAGAGUCACUUUGUUUAAAACAACUUUUAUAAAUGGGUCCAACCCAGAAACAACAAUCUCCUGCCCUGACUCAAUCACCUCAAUAACAGGCUUCAGUCUCACCUGGAGAUUCAACCACAGUCAGAUCAUCCUGAACCAGAGCAGAGCUGACAUCAGCUACACAGUGUCAGAGGAGUGGAGGCAGCAGGUGAAGGGUGUGUCAGAGUCAGGCAGCCUCAUGCUACAGGACUUAUCUUCACAUCAUGAGGGAAUAUACAGCUGUGAAGUCAGUGAUGCUGAGGAGACUCUGAUAACCAACACCUUUCUGAGGAGAGAGAAAAGUCAAGACACUGAGGUGUCCUGUGUUUUCAUGGAGAGCUGCAUCUUACCGUGCAGCUUCCAGAGCGGAGCUGAUCCAGUCAUCCACUGGAUUCAGGAGACAGCAGGAAACCCUUAUGUCCACUCCUACUACAGCAACCAAGACCAGCUUGGACUCCAGGACCAGUACUUCAGAGGCAGAACAUCACUGUUCAAGGACCAGAUCUCCAGAGGAAACGCCUCACUCCAGCUGACAGGGGUGGAGGUUCAGGACGAAGAUAUAUACAAGUGUCACACCAGCACCAACAGAGGAAGCGAGGAUUCAUUGAUCAACCUGAGAGUGGACGCUCCAGUCAGUAAAGUCAACAUGGAGCAGGUAGGAAACAGGAUCAUCUGCAGCUCAGAGGGGAUCUACCCUGAACCUGAUCUCACCUGGUCCACCAGACCUCCAUCCAACCUGAACCUCCAGAACCAAACCAGCAUCCAGCAGACUGAGCAGCAGCUCUACAACAUCAGUAGUUCUCUGAUACUUUCAGACAGUGAAACUGAUCUGAGCUACAUCUGCACCAUCAGCACUCACAGCAACAGCAGGAGAGUCACUUUGUUUAAAACAAUUUUCACUUUUAUAAAUGGGUCCAACCCAGAAACAACAAUCUCCUGCCCUGACUCAAUCACCUCAAUAACAGGCUUCAGUCUCACCUGGAGAUUCAACCACAGUCAGAUCAUCCUGAACCAGAGCAGAGCUGACAUCAGCUACACAGUGUCAGAGGAGUGGAGGCAGCAGGUGAAGGGUGUGUCAGAGUCAGGCAGCCUCAUGCUACAGGACUUAUCUUCACAUCAUGAGGGAAUAUACAGCUGUGAAGUCAGUGAUGCUGAGGAGACUCUGAUAACCAACACCUUUCUGAGGAGAGAGAAAAGUCAAGACACUGAGGUGUCCUGUGUUUUCAUGGAGAGCUGCAUCUUACCGUGCAGCUUCCAGAGCGGAGCUGAUCCAAUCAUCCACUGGAUUCAGGUGACAGCAGGAAACCUUUAUGUCCACUCCUUUUACAACAACCAAGACCAGCUCAGACUCCAGAACCAGCACUUCAGAAACAGAACAUCACUGUUCAAGGACCAGAUCUCCAGAGGAAACGCCUCACUCCAGCUGACAGGGGUGGAGGUUCAGGACCAGGGAGGAUACAGAUGCUACACCAGCACCAUGAGAGGAAAAGAAGAGUCAUUCAUCAACCUGAGAGUGGACGCUCCAGUCAGUAAAGUCAACAUGGAGCAGGUAGGAAACAGGAUCAUCUGCAGCUCAGAGGGGAUCUACCCUGAACCUGAUCUCACCUGGUCCACCAGUCCUCCAUCCAACCUGAACCUCCAGAACCAAACCAGCAUCCAGCAGACUGAGCAGCAGCUCUACAACAUCAGUAGUUCUCUGAUACUUUCAGACAGUGAAACUGAUCUGAUCUACAUCUGCACCAUCAGCACUCACAGCAACAGCAGGAGAGCAGCUUUGUGUAAAACAAACACUGAGGUGUCCUGUGUUUUCAUGGAGAGCUGCAUCUUACCGUGCAGCUUCCAGAAUGACACUGAUCCAGUCAUCCACUGGAUUAAGGAGACAGGACAUAUUCCUGUCCACUCCUUCUACAGCAACCAAGACCAGCUCACAGACCAGGACCAUCAGUACAUAAACAGAACAUCUCUGUUCAAGGACCAGAUCUCCAGAGGAAACGCCUCACUCCAGCUGACAGGGGUGGAGGUUCAGGACCAGGGAGGAUACAUUUGCUGCAUCAGCACCAUGAGAGGAGAGGAGGCAUCAUGCAUCAACCUGAGAGUGGACGCUCCAGUCAGUAAAGUCAACAUGGAGCAGGUAGGAAACAGGAUCAUCUGCAGCUCAGAGGGGAUCUACCCUGAACCUGAUCUCACCUGGUCCACCAGACCUCCAUCCAACCUGACCCUCCAGAACCAAACCAGCAUCCAGCAGACUGAGCAGCAGCUCUACAACAUCAGUAGUUCUCUGAUACUUUCAGACAGUGAAACUGAUCUGAUCUACAUCUGCACCAUCAGCACUCGCAGCAACAGCAGAAACACCACUUGGAGAAAACCACACACUGAGGUGUCCUGUGUUUUCAUGGAGAGCUGCAUCUUACCGUGCAGCUUCCAGAGCGGAGCUGAUCCAGUCAUCCACUGGAUUCAGGAGACAGAAGGAAACCUUUAUGUCCACUCCUUCUACAGGAACAAAGACCAGCUCGGACUCCAGGACCAGUUCUUCAGAGGCAGAACAUCACUGUUCAAGGACCAGAUCUCCAGAGGAAACGCCUCACUCCAGCUGACAGGGGUGGAGGUUCAGGACCAGGGCAGAUACAGAUGUCACACAAGCACCAUGAGAGGAAACAAGGAUUCAUUGAUCAACCUGAGAGUGGACGCUCCAGUCAGUAAAGUCAACAUGGAGCAGGUAGGAAACAGGAUCAUCUGCAGCUCAGAGGGGAUCUACCCUGAACCUGAUCUCACCUGGUUCACCAGUCCUCCAUCCAACCUGAACCUCCAGAACCAAAGCAGCAUCCAGCAGACUGAGCAGCAGCUCUACAACAUCAGUAGUUCUCUGAUACUUUCAGACAGUGAAACUGAUCUGAUCUACAUCUGCACCAUCAGCACUCGCAGCAACAGCAGGAGAGUCACUUUGUUUAAAACAAAGAAAUCAACCAAUGUUGGAGACAUUAUAUGCAGGGUGCUUGCAGUCAUUGUGUUCAUAGCAGAAGUAGCAGCAGCAGUUUUCCUGGUGCUAUACUGUAAAAUGAGAACAGGUCGACAAGAAAACAACAGGAGAGAGUCAAACAAUGAUAGAAACCAAGAGGAGAUGGGCUUUACAGCUUUCUGAACCUACAGAGGAAGAUCAAGACAAAAAGACACAUGUGGGGUUUGAAUCUGUGGAGGUGAAGACUCUGGUCACACACUCCAGUUAAAUACAUGUAUAUACACUUAGCAUGAAGCUAGGUAAUAUAGAGCUACCCACCUUUAUAUAUACUGUGUAUUCUGCACUUUAAUUUUUCAUUGCUCUAAAAUGAUUCUCAUCAUUAUGAUUGUUGAUAUUUGUAUAUCUGUGUUUGUACAUUUUAUUUAUUACUCAGUACUUGCUUAUUUUAUAUGUUUCAUGUUUUCUUGUUGGAAUAAAUUGAUUCUGUGCUGCUGUUUUCCAGCAUCACCACUAGAUGGUGGUGUUGCUUUGUUAGC